Molecule: messenger RNA, 1339 nt
Organism: Sitodiplosis mosellana (orange wheat blossom midge)
Lineage: Eukaryota; Metazoa; Arthropoda; Insecta; Diptera; Cecidomyiidae
Exons: 1
Coding region: 205-849 (214 amino acids)
Source: RefSeq, a predicted model, not a curated record
AGGAUAAAACACUUUGAAAUUUUGAUCGUUGAGUGUGAACAAACAGUGAGCGGAUUAAGUGUUGGUGUGAUUUCGUGAGAAAAAAAGAACUUUGGAUGGUCACAAAAAAACCGUUGAAAAUUAACGGUGAAAUAAAAAAUUAAAAAUUGUUAGCAAGCAAAUUUGAAGAAAAAAAAAACAUUAAAAUCAACAACAAAAAAAGUCAUGGAAGAGCCACGAGUAAUUUUCAUCGAAAUCCCAACGAUGAAUAAAUCUAGAAGUGUAUCGCCUAUAUCACCAUCGAUGUAUCGUGAGAAAAAUACGGGAUUUUUCGACAUGCUUAGCCGUCGUUUUGGCCGUCGAUCACAUGACGAAUUAUAUUUUUCCCAUAACGGUGAAGAGGAUACACGAAGCUCAUCCACCGAAUCAUCUUCAUCGACAUCAGCCCAUCCGUUGGCUACACGCAAUGAUGGUUCAAACAAACCACGCGAUCAAAUCACCGCAUCAAACAAGCAACGGCACUACAUUCAAAAUUGUGCGUGUGAAUUCGGUCAAAAUUGCGAGUCACACAGUUCAAGUGAUUCAAGCAGUGAUUCCGUUGAACAAACACCAAAUGGAUUGCAUGCACAUCGUCGAUCAACGUCAUCGAUUCGUCAAGCAAUCGAGAAUCUCUCAAUUUCCACGCGCUCAUUGUCAUGCAGCAGCACUGGAAAGGACCAAAAAGUCAAGAAGAACAAAAAACCAUCGCCACAACCCAAGUGCAUACUGCGUCAGCCGAUAUCUUAUACAUACUUGAAGGGAAUGUCUGGCCUGCCAACACAACGAGUGCCAAAAUCAUCCGUAUGCUGCCAUUAUCCAACACAUCGAUAAACAUGGUUGGAGCGAUUGAUAUAUUCAAAAUGAUUCUUCAUUUUAAAACCAAUAAUUAAUAAUCGAACUUUAUCACGCGAAUCGAUCGCAACUUCCAAUUGAGCAUUUUCGGGACUUGCUGCGCCACUAUCGAUAUCUUCAACAAUCCUUUCUCCACAAGUAAUAAACGAACAGACUAGGUAUUACCGUCACUUGUAUCAUUUCGAAUUUCAACAGACAAAAAAAGACAUUGCCAUUCGAGCUCCUCUUAAGUCAAUGUUCAUAUGAGUGCUGCUGCUAGAAACACCAUCAUUAGCCAGAAUCGUGUACGGAUAAGAUAUGUUCAUAUGAACGUAAACACUUUUAGUGAUGCAGCCUCGUUUACACUUUAUUGCAUAUACACAUAUAGAUUAUAUAGAAUUUAUUGCGUUUGUGCAUUCGCUCAUGCAGCUCGAAAAUGCUGCAACGGAAUGCACGAUGAUAAUGAUGAUGCAAUGCGAUUUUCAUCAUC